Poecilia reticulata (guppy) is the source of this 1315-nucleotide messenger RNA. RefSeq names its product lithostathine-1-like. NCBI's taxonomy places the organism in Eukaryota, Metazoa, Chordata, Actinopteri, Cyprinodontiformes, Poeciliidae. The record is from RefSeq and is a predicted model, not a curated record.
GUAGCCACAAACUGAACCACACGACUCUUACAAGGAUGGAAAACGUUCUUCUGUGGCUCCUCGGUGCAUCAGCUCUGGGCUCCAUCUGCUCUCUCCCUGUACGUCAGUACCACUUCAUCUAUGACCCAAAGAACUGGACCGAGGCGCAGAGUUACUGCAGGCAGCGCUACACGGACCUGGUCACUGUGGACAGUCUGAACAUGGUGACCAUGCUGAACGGCAUGGCAGACGUGAGCAGAAUGGGAUCAACUGCAGACGCCUGGAUCGGGCUGUACUUUGAUGUGGUCAGCUGGAGGUGGUCGCUGUCAGACCAAGGUUUCUACGCAGCGGACGGGAGCUACAGAGUCUGGUCGGCCGGUGAGCCGAACAGCGCCUGGUACACGGCGGACUGUACCCACAUGUAUGACAACGGAUACUGGAACGACGCUCCCUGCCAGUGGCUUUACGGAUUCAUCUGCGCCAAAACCAGCGGAAAAGCCGCAACAUUUUUCUACAUCAGCACAUUAAUGAACUGGACCGACGCUCAGAGCUACUGCAGACUGCACUACACAGACCUGGCCAGCAUCAGGAGCCUGCAGGAGAACGAGCAGAUCAGGACGAUGAGGCCUGCAGGUCUGACGGUCUGGAUCGGCCUCUACAAAGACACCUGGAAGUGGUCCAACGGAAACCUGUUCCUGUUUUCCUACUGGGCAUCAGGACAGCCUCAGGGCGGUGUGGAAAACUGCACCGUGGCAGACUUCAGCCUGUCCGGGCUCUGGGAGGACUGGCCGUGCGGCAUAGAGAAGGCCUCCGUCUGUUACCAUGACGCUGAACCUUUCACACGACUCACAGUGAAGCUGAAGCUGGUGGGAAACUCUGGUCUGGACCUGAACGACCCGGCAGUCCUGGAAGACCUGCUGAAGGAGCUCCAGCUGAAGGUUCAGCACCAGGCAGUGAAGGCUGAGAUCAGACUGAGCUGGAAGAAACGGCCUGAUGGAAAGAUCUUCUACACCGAGAAGCAAAAUUAACCCAAAUUUUCUCCACAUGAGAAAUUUUUAUUUUGAUUACAAGAGGCAAAAGUAAUAAACAAAUGGUAUAGUAUGAGGGUUUAGAGGUGAAAUCAAAGAUCUUGUUUUAGGAGCUGUAGUUAAAAGGCCUUUUAAGUAAAAGUCACUGGAUAAAUGUUUAUCUGCUAUGAAAUUAAAUUUAAUGCUAAAGAUCUUAAAAGACUAACACUUUGUAUUAUUCCUAACCAUUUACAUCAUAAUAAGAUGUUCCUCCUUUUAUUCUCUUUCUUUUUCUCUUCAAAACUAAACAUUUGUUGUCAAGCACAGUA